AUGUGUGAGGAUCCUGAGGAAUAUGAGGAAUGCGAGGAAUAUGAGGAAUGUGAGGAAUAUGAGGAAUAUGAAGAAUGUGAGGAUCCUGAGGAAUGUGAGGAAUAUGAGGAUUAUGAGGAAUAUGAGGAAUAUGAAGAAUGUGAGGAUCCUGAGGAAUGUGAGGAAUGUAAGGAAUGUAAAGAUCCUGAGGAAUGUGAGGAAUGGGAGGAAUAUGAUGAAUGUGACGAAUAUGAAGAAUGUCAGGAUCCUGAGGAGUCUGAGGAUCCUGAGGAAUAUGAGGAAUGUGACGAAUGUAAGGAUCCUGAGGAAUAUGAUGAAUGUGAGGAAUAUGAUGAAUAUGAAGAAUGUCAGGAUCCUGAGGAGUCUGAGGAUCCUGAGGAAUGUGAGGAAUGUGAGGAAUGGAAGGAUCCUGAGGAAUAUGAAGAAUGUGAUGAUCCUGAGGAAUGUGAGGAAUGUAAGGAUCCUGAGGAAUAUGAAGAAUGUGAGGAUCCUGAGGAAUGUGAGGAAUGUGAGGAAUAUGAGGAAUGUGAGGAAUGUAAGGAUCCUGAGGAAUGUGAGGAUCCUGAGGAAUAUGAGGAAUGUGACGAAUGUAAGGAUCCUGAGGAAUGUGAGGAAUAUGAAGAAUGUGAGGAUCCUGAGGAGUCUGAGGAUCCUGAGGAAUGUGAGGAAUAUGAAGAAUGUGAGGAUCCUGAGGAAUGUGAGGAAUGUGAGGAAUAUGAGGAAUAUGAGGAAUAUGAAGAAUGUGAGGAUCCUGAGGAAUGUGAGGAAUGUGAGGAAUAUGAAGAAUGUGAGGAUCCUGAGGAGUCUGAGGAUCCUGAGGAAUAUGAAGAAUGUGAGGAUCCUGAGGAAUUUGAGGAUCCUGUGGAGUGUGAGGCUCCUGAGGAAUGUGAGGAAUGUGAGGAAUAUGAAGAAUGUGAGGAUCCUGAGGAAUGUGAGCAAUAUGAGGAAUGUGAGGAUCCUGGCAAAUGGAGGAAUGAGUGUGAGGAAUGUCAGUAUCCUGGGAAAUGCGAGGAUGCUGAGGAGUGUGAGGAUCCUGAGGAGUGUGAGGAAUGUCAGUAUCCUGGGAAAUGCGAGGAUGCUGAGGAGUGUGAGGAAUGUCAGUAUCCUGGGAAAUGCGAGGAUGCUGAGGAGUGUGAGGAUCCUGAGGAAUGUGAGGAUCCUGAGGAAUGUGUGGAUCCUGACAAAUGUGAGGAUCCUGAGGAGUGUGAGGAAUGUCAGGAUCCUGGGAAAUGCGAGGAUGCUGAGGAGUGUGAGGAUCCUGAGGAAUGUUAG
This is a messenger RNA of Didymodactylos carnosus, 1272 nucleotides long. The record is from the annotation of a GenBank genome assembly. NCBI's taxonomy places the organism in Eukaryota, Metazoa, Rotifera, Eurotatoria, Philodinida, Philodinidae.